Messenger RNA from Cydia splendana, 1086 nucleotides. RefSeq lists its product as uncharacterized. Lineage: Eukaryota; Metazoa; Arthropoda; Insecta; Lepidoptera; Tortricidae. The transcript is spliced from 2 exons. Bases 8 to 781 code for a protein of 257 amino acids. The record is from RefSeq and is a predicted model, not a curated record.
AAUAGUUAUGUCGUUUUUGGGUAAUUUGACCGAUUUUGACCAUAAGACCUGUGAGUGGCGGUUAUUUAAAGGACGAUUGACACAAUUUAUUAAAAUAAAUAAUGUGAAGGAUGAAAAUAGAAGUGGAAUUCUUAUAACUCAUCUCACAGAUGAGUCAUACCGUUUGUUGCGGAAUCUUGCUUAUCCUACGGAAUUGGAUGGGCUUACUUAUGACCAGCUGAUUAAAUACCUGGACGACCAUUUUAAACAAAAGAAGUGCACAUAUGCAGAUAAGGCACGUUUUUAUGGAGCGACAAGGAACGUAGGCGAAACUUUAGGAGAUUGGGCGGCACGAUUGAGAGGUCUAGCUAGCUACUGUGAGUUCGGGACCGCCUUAGAAACGAUUCUAGCAGAUCGUUUUGUCCUAGGCCUGGGUUCAGGCUCUGAACGGGACAAAUUAUUCGAGCAAGAUGCGUCGUCAAUUAAAAUUGGAGAGGCCUUGGAAAUAGCGGAGAAAGCAGAAUCUGCUAAGGAAGCAAAGGCUGUUAUGGCCGGUACCAGCACCGUCAAGGAGGAACCCCUGUUUCGAGCGAGCAGCGAGGGGCGGUACGCGGCAGGCGGCAGCGGCGGAGCGCGGCGCGGCGGCGGAGCGCGGGCUCCGGCGGCGGGCCGCGACAAUCAGCGAGCGGCUUCCCGGUGCUCCGUAUGCGGCAUGAAGAGUCACGAGGGUGACCGGUGUCGUUACAAGACCUAUCGUUGUCAAAAUCAGGAUAGCCGGCGAUUAUUCAGUCACAUUAAAUAAAGAUUUAAUAAUCGACAAAUAUCCAUUACCCCGAAUUGAGGAGGUAUUUGCCAAGAUAGGAGGGGGGGAAUGUUACAGUAAAAUCGAUUUAAAAAAUGCGUAUAAUCAAUUUUUGCUAUGUGACUCGUCGCAAGAACUUACAACCAUAAAUACGUCUAAGGGUCUUUUUAAAUACACUCGAUUAGUUUAUGGCUUAGCACCUGCACCAGCUAUUUUCCAGAAAUCAAUGGAAACACUUCUUUCUGGAAUCGAAGGUAUAAGUUGUUGGCUUGACGAUAUAUGCAUAACCGGUCCUAAUAAAACAA